AUGGGUAGAAUGAAAGUAAUACCAGAAUUUUCAAAUUAUAAAAUUCGUACACCAAUACCAAUAUUCAAAAAUGAAUUAGAAAUUGAAAAGUAUAUUAAAGGUGCAAUUUCAUAUAUUUAUAGUGAAAAUACAGCAAAGAAAUUAGAAUUAAAGAAAAGAAAUGAUGAAAUUAAAGAGAUUUUAAAUAAUAAAAACGAUCAUGAAUUUGUUGAAAAGAAAAUCAGAGCAAUUGUUAUUCAAUUAGGUGAUACAAAUCUAAAUGAUAGAUGUUAUUUAAACUAUUUAAAUUUAUAUAAACAACCAAUAGAAUUCACUCAUGGUGCAAUUAUGUGUGAAAAAAAUAAAUAUUGGGUAGCAUAUUAUGCAAGUCAAUCAUUAAAUUUGGAUUGUCUAAAUUUCAUAAUUAAACAUAAAGAUCAAUUCAAAGGUUUAGAUAAAGACAAGAGAAUAAAACCAAUAGACCCCAAAAAAAAAAUCAGUAGAGAUUUAUUAAUUGGUCAACCAAUUACAGUUCAAUGUAUUAAAGAAGAUGAUUUAUUUAAAUUCUUAACAGUUUAUUUCAACCAAAAUGGUAUUGAAUUUAGUGAUAGUUGGUUUAGUAGUAUAGUUAAAUUAAUUUUCAAAGGAAAGGUAUAUUCAUCAGAUGAAAGUGAAAAAUUAUCAACAACUACAACAACAACAACUACCCCCAAUGAAAAAUAUGAUAAAAAAAUUCUUGGAGAGCAUACAGUUUUUAUUAAUAAAAAUAGAGAUGGUCAUUUAAAAUUUUCAACCAUUCCAUCUUUACUUUUAAAAAUUUCAACUUUAAUGAAUACAGGUGUUAUUAAUGAAUAUAAACAAAAAAAUUAUUUCCUAGAGACAUUAUACAAUAGUUUCCCUGCAAAUAAACAUUUUUUUAAUUUUAAUGAAGAAACAAUUCAAUAUAUCACCAAUUUAUUACUUCCUCAUUUACAUCCAUUAGAGUUUAAAAGAUUCAAUACAAUACCAUGGAUUAUUAAAUCAAAAGAAUUUAUAGAUUUCAUUAUUCAACAUAAGGAUUUCUAUCAUUUAGUUCCAUCAAUUCAUAAAUUUACAAAGAAACAUGAAAAUACAAACUUAUUCUCAGCUUCAACAAUCAAUGAUGGUGAAGAAGAAGAUGAUGAUGAUGAUGAUAAUGAUGUUGAUGGUAAUGAUGAUGAUAAUAAUAAAGAAAAAGUUGAUGAUACUAGUAAUAAAAAAGAUUCAAUAGUUAAAUUUAAAGAUGAUAUUACAAUUUAUUUAAAUGUUAGACAAAGAUUCUUACAAUUUUCAAAUUUUGAACUUGCUAAUUAUUUUCAUACAAAAUUAUUAGAAUGCCAAAAAGAAUCUGAAAAUCAAAUAAAUUCAAAUAUUCAAUCAAUAAAUAAAGAAAUUGAAUCAUUGUCAACAUCAUCCACCAACACUGCCUCCUCAACUAGAUCUAAAGCAUCAUCAAAUAGUAAUCAAUUAAAGAAAAAAGAAGAUUUAGAACAACAAAUUAUUGAAUUACAAUCUCUAUUAAAAAAUAAAUAUUUUUCAAAUAAAGAAAUUUAUUAUCUAUCAUUUUUAAGAGCUUUAAAAGACUGUGAUAUUUCAACUAUUGAAAGUAUUGAUAAGGUUGUUUCAAUUGAUAGUGAUCAAAAUAAUAAUAAAUUUCAAAUUUUAUUUCAAAAAUCAUUUUUAGAGAAUCAACCACUUAAAAAUGGAAUUUCACCAGAAUUUUAUGAUUUUAAAAAAGUUGGACCUUCAUCCCAUCCCGAUGUUUAUGCUGAAGGUGAAUAUGAUGAACAUGAUGAAUAUGACGAUUAUCAAGGUAAAUUAGAUAAUCAUAUUGAUAUUAAAGAUUCAAAAUUCACUAAAGAUGAAAAUUCAAGGGAUCAAUUAUUUAAUUAUUUAAAAUCAAGUGGUUUCAAAUCUUUUACACCAAGUAUAUUUUGUUACCUUUUAGAAUUAUUAUUAUUAAUAAAUACUGAAAAAUCAAAUCAACAAUUUCAAGAAAUUUUUAAACCAAUUUCAACAACAACAACAACUUCAACAACUACAACAACAACUACUACAAAUUUAGAUAAUAUUAAUGAAAAAAUAUUUAAAUUAUCAUCAGAUUUAUUAAUACAUUUAGUUCAUAUAGUUGAUUUUAAAAAAUUUUCAAUUAUAUUAGAUUCAGUUAAUUUAAAUAGAAAAUUAAUUUUAGAAAUGAUUGAUAAUUGUAAAAAUAAAUUAAGUUUUCAAAAAAGAAUUUAUGAAUUUCAUGAUGUUCGUUCAAAAGAUUAUCAAUAUGAUAUCAAUGGUCAUUUUAGUACAAAUAUCAAAUUCUCUGAUGCUAAAGACAUAUUAAAGAAAUUGAUUGAUGAAAAUUUAUUUCCAACUUCAAAGGAUUGGAUUUUCAUUUACCAUAGUUUAUAUAUUUCAAUCUUACAAUCAACUGGUGUAACAUUAAAUAAUUUACUUGAAGUUAAUAAAAUUUAUGAAGAACAUGAAAUUAAUUAUCCAAGUGUAUUACCAAAUCAUUCAAAUUAUAUUUUAGAUUUUAAUAAUAAUAAUAAUAAUAAUAAUAAUAAUAAUUAUUAUGGUCUUUUAAAUUAUCAACCUUAUAAUAAUAGUGGUAAUAUUAAUAAUGAAAGUUUAAAAAAUGUUGUAUCAAAUUUUGUAUUAUUUUAUUGGUUUCAUUUAUUAGAUAGAAAAUUAUCAAAAUUAUUUGUUAGAUCAUUUAGUAAUUCAAAUUUUAAUGAAUUUUCAAGUUCAAGAUUACCUUGCUUAAAAAAUUCAUCUAUUUGUAGAAUUAGAUCAAAAAGACACUCAAAUACAGCAUCUCAAAUUUUUAAAUCAAUUUAUGAACUUCAAAAUUUUAGUUUACUUGAAAAGUAUUCUACAUUUAAAAGUUAUUUCCCAGAGGAAAGAAGUUAUUAUUAUAAUAAUCCUUCUGAUCCAUUUUAUCAUCCUGAUGGGUCAAAAGAUUUUAGAGUUUUAAUAGAAGAGGGUGAAUUUCAAUUGGCUUUUAAUCAUUUACAAUUGGUUGCAACAAAAACAGUUUCUGAAUUUCCUCCACUUACAACUUCAAGAUUAUUUCAAUUUAUAACUUUAGAAGAUGUUAUUGAAUUAAUAAAUUUAACAACUAUAAAGAAUUUUGAUGAAUCAAAAGAUGAAUCUGAACAACAACCACUCUUAAAAAUGUGGUAUGGUAAAGAUGUUAAAAAAUGUAAAGAUUGGAUAUUGUCAUGUGCAAUUGCAAAAUCAAGAUUGGAUAUUGUUGAUCUUUUAUUAGUAAAAGAUAUUGAAUAUUCAACAUUACCUUCAACAAUUGAAUUUUUAACAGGUUAUAAAAUUAUUAAAUCUUUGUUCUCACCAGAAUGUGAUAAUCAAACUUUGGAAUACUUUUUAACAUUUUCCAAUGGUAUCGUUUUACCAAGCAUUAAACAGUACUUGAUAAAAGAUAACAUUGCAACUCAAACUAAAAAUGAUGUUUUUAGAGUAAUUAGACAUGGUAUUGGUAAAUUUGAAUUAUUAAGAACUUUUAUACCAUCUUUGGGUUUCUCUAGUUGCCUCAUUGAAAAAAUGGUUGAAAAUAGAAGAUUUGAAACACUUCAAUAUUAUAUGGAGAUUGGAUUAAUCACAAAUGAAGAUCUUACAAAUCAACAAAAAGAUCAAUUAAAAUAUGAAAAUGAUUUAAAACAUUUAGAUUGGGUAAUUAAUUUAAAUCACAAAAAAAGAGUUAAUAGAAAUCAACCAACUUUUACACCCAAUACCAAUUCCACUACUGCCACUACUGCUACUCCUCUUUUACAAACAAGAUCUGGAAGAACAAUUAUACCAAUAAAAAAAUAA
Dictyostelium discoideum AX4 is the source of this 3819-nucleotide messenger RNA. RefSeq lists its product as hypothetical. Bases 1 to 3819 code for a protein of 1272 amino acids. Lineage: Eukaryota; Evosea; Eumycetozoa; Dictyosteliales; Dictyosteliaceae. Gene Ontology annotation, cellular component: nucleus. The transcript has a single exon. The record is from RefSeq and is a predicted model, not a curated record.